This is a messenger RNA of Marmota monax (woodchuck), 767 nucleotides long. Its product is annotated as cornifin. NCBI's taxonomy places the organism in Eukaryota, Metazoa, Chordata, Mammalia, Rodentia, Sciuridae. Bases 137 to 454 code for a protein of 105 amino acids. The transcript is spliced from 2 exons. The record is from RefSeq and is a predicted model, not a curated record.
CCCAAAGAUCCCAUUUCCUUGAGGCAGGGCAUGUUCCCUGCAUAAAAAGCCAGUUGGUGGAGGGCACCGCCUCAGAUCCCGCUGACCAUACUGCCUGUUCUUCUCUGCACACCCCAGGCCCAGCCUUCACUGAAGCAUGAGUUCCCAGCAGCAGAAGCAGCCCUGCGCCCCACCCCCUCAGCUGCACCAGCAGCAGGUGAAGCAACCUUGCCAGCCUCCACCCCAGGAACCCUGUGUUCCCAAAACCAAGGAGCCCUGCCACCCCAAGGUGCCUGAGCCCUGCCACCCCAAGGCGCCUGAGCCCUGCCACCCCAAGGCGCCUGAGCCCUGCCACCCCAAGGUGCCUGAGCCCUGCCACCCCAAGGCUCCUGAGCCAUGCCACCCCAAGGUGCCAGAGCCCUGCCCCUCAACGGUCACUCCAGUGCCAGCUCAACUGAAGACAAAGCAGAAGUAACAUGGUCACAGGCACGCCUCUGAGGAGCCCACCACCAGAUGCUGAACCCCUUUCCCAUUCUGGCUUUCAAGUUCCGCCCAUCGUAUAUACGCCGUGCUGUAUCACCUAAGUCACAGUCCCUCUCUGAUUCGCAACCCAAAGCAUGGGCUAGGAAGCUUUCCUUCCUAAACUUUGGGGCAUCUAAGCCUCUGAAUUAGGCAAGGGAUGGGGGAGCUUGGCACCUGAGCUGGGUUUAGCUGCUCAGAAUUUGUCUGAAGAGGGACUUAAGGGGAAAACAGGUGAACCAGUUCUGUCAUUGUCCCCAUUAAAGUCC